This is a messenger RNA of Pungitius pungitius (ninespine stickleback), 2920 nucleotides long. It is a transcript of the gene grinaa, whose product is annotated as glutamate receptor, ionotropic, N-methyl D-aspartate-associated protein 1a (glutamate binding). The transcript has 7 exons. Gene Ontology annotation, cellular component: endoplasmic reticulum; Golgi apparatus. The coding region runs from base 184 to 1227 and encodes 347 amino acids. The record is from RefSeq and is a predicted model, not a curated record. NCBI's taxonomy places the organism in Eukaryota, Metazoa, Chordata, Actinopteri, Perciformes, Gasterosteidae. Gene Ontology annotation, biological process: negative regulation of apoptotic signaling pathway.
CGGAGUUUCCCACACACCACGUGACCACUUCGUUUGGUGUCGUCAGAGGCUCGAGUGACCCAGCUCAGUUGAUCAGUCCGAGUCCAGCGACUAGGAGGAGGAGGGAGAGCUAAUGUGGGCAGCCACUGUAAAUUGAACACAUUAAAGAUUGUUCUAGUAGCAGAGUGAGCCAUCACCCACAUCAUGUCCCAGGACAAGAGUGGAUUCCCUGUUAUGGGUGAGAACAACCCGCUUCACAACAACGUCUAUGGACCCCCUCAGCCGGGUUUCGGCAUGCCCCCUCCUAACUACAGCCAAGCCCCCGGGGAACCGUACCCCCCAGCAACCGGAUACGGACAGCCAGGCUACCCCCAGGCUGGACCGGGCUUCGCCCCUGGUCCCUACCCUCAGAUGCCUUACGCUCAGAUGCCCUACCCACAGGGACCCUACACUCAGGGGCCUUAUCAGCAAGGACACCCACAGCAAGGCUUUCCCGUUGACCCAAUGGCUCCUACCGGCGGUCCUGGUUACCAUAGCGAGGGGCCUCCAUCUUACUACGACAAUGAGGAGUUCACCGACUCUGGCUUUGAGGACAAGACCAUCAGACAAGCCUUCAUCAGAAAAGUCUUCAUGGUUCUCACAGUGCAGCUGGCUGUCACUUUCUCGUUUGUUGCUGUCUUCACCUUCGUCGAUGAGGCCAAGUACUUUGUGCGGCGCAACCCGUGGACAUACUAUGUGUCCUAUGCAGUCUUUUUUGUGUGUCUGAUCGUCCUCAGCUGUUGUGGAGAGUUCCGCCGCAAACACCCCUGGAAUUUGGUCGCACUGUCCAUUCUGACCCUGAGUCUCUCCUACAUGGUGGGCAUGAUUGCCAGCUUCUAUGACACAGACACUGUCAUCAUGGCCGUUGGCAUCACUGCAGUCGUCUGCUUCACGGUCGUGCUCUUCUCACUACAGAGCAAGUAUGACUUCACUUCCUGUCAGGGCGUGCUGUUUGUUUGCCUGAUCGUGCUGUUGCUCUUCUCCGUUCUCUGCAUCUUCAUCCGCCACAGGAUCCUUCACAUCGUUUAUGCCUCACUGGGGGCCCUGCUCUUCACUUGCUUUUUGGCUGUGGACACUCAGCUUCUCCUCGGCAACAAGAAGCUGGCACUGAGUCCAGAGGAGUACAUUUUUGCUUCCCUCAACCUCUACACUGACAUCAUCAACAUUUUCCUCUACAUCCUGGCUAUUGUGGGACGCUCCCGUGAAUGAGGAUUCCCUUGAAGAGAAUACAUGGGAAAAUUCCUCCCUUUUAUUGGAAAAUGUUGCUAACAUGCUCUCUAACUCCUUUAGCCUUUUCCCAUCUUUAUUUACUCUCCCGUCGCAGCUACACCUUUUUUCAACAGGCAGUUAUGCUGUGGAACAGGUGCAGCCUGUCUUAAAAUCUAACUGAGAGGGAAACUAUUAAUUUGACACAAACUUGUCAUUGAUGACAAAAUGGUCUUUCUUUUUCCUCAAUUUGACCAAUGCACUCGCUGUAACUGUGCUUCUACUAACACAGAUGGCAACAUUAUGGCUACAGUACUUCAUUCAUACGUUACAAAAUGUGUUAUCCUGUGAAUGUGUGGCACUCCGCUUCGCCUUGUUGCAGAAAUUAGACAGAAAAUGAGCGGGUGUCCAAAAGCGCCCAACAUGGCUGCAGACCAGCUUUCCUCGAAAAGAACUUAGUGCUAGAAAUGCCCUCCUCUUUCAGGCUAGAGACUCGGAGGAAUCCCUCUGUCUUGCCUCUCACAGCUGUAAAUAGUGAGUGUAUAACUGUGUAUAAUACUUGGCCCCUCCAUAACCCCGAUGUGUUGCUUUUGGCUAAAAUUUGCGCCGAUAUUAGGACACUUACCCAGUACACCAACUAAAAUCCUUUGAAGGAAAAAUGAAAUAAAUUUUGGAUGUGAAAAACAUGAACAUACAUUUUUAUUUAUAAAAGAUAUAUUCUUAUGGAAUGUCAUUGUGUUUUGAAAUGUGUAUUGUUCUAAAGUAAGAAGUCCGCUUCUUCAUUACUGUUCUUAAUAAUUCACUCUCAUAUUGUCAUUAACGUGAAGUGAGCAUUUUGUGCUGUAUUUGUUUUGUUUUUCUCAUUACAACUGAACAAAAGUAUUAGGAAGUAUUGGAAUCUCUGCCCACUUCCUCAACCAAGCUGAUCCAACUUUCAGGACUUGAGAGUUCUACCACUAUUAUAAAGCAGACGGACGACAGACUUAUCGUAUCGAUUUAUUGAGCUUGAUGUAGAUAAUAGGGUUGCUUUGAGGUUGCUUUUAAGAUGAGGUUGAGGAAGACACCUGCUAAUGCUAUUGUUUUGUUUACAAAGACUUUUUCACUUAAUGUGAUUGUGAAACCAUUUGUACACUGAUAAUACUCAUAAGCUAAAUGAAUUAAAUGAAAUGCACUGAAAAGCCACCAUCCUCACUGCAUGUAAACACACACAACAUGAAGGAUAUAUUUAAAAUGAAAUGGUUUUAUUUUGUCCGUAUUGAUUUUUCACCCCUCGCAUGACCCUCUCCUCUCCUUUGCAUGUGCUGAUAAUGCACACUAUGCAGGUAUUUCUUUUUGGUUUUGGAGAGACACACUUGUUGUUUGGCAGCCCUGGUAAACUUUUUUUCAACUCUUGUACUUGUAUCUAACUGAUGUGUAGGUGUACAUAGAACUCCUUCGUGGAUUGAUGUGUAUAGGUAAAGUAAUUCUUGGGCUUUGUAGGUCUGUUGGCAUAUAUUUGCAUUGAAUUAAAUUAAAUUGAAGUGGAGGCACAAUCUUCUACAUUGCUGUUUGCUUUUCAUUAAAACUGAUACAUUGUAAAGGGUGUUGGAUUGCAUUUGUUCAUUUACCCAAUCCACUCUGAUGAAGAUUUUUGUGAUGAAGGUAAACUGGUUGUGUUGAUUUUAGAUAUUGACUAAUAAAUCAGCAAUACACGUUA